AUGACUUCUUUCAUCACUUGUUGUGAUCUCUUCCAUUACAAUUCCAUAUGUAAACUUCCGCUUUCUCAAGGUUUGAAGGUGAUUGCUUGUGUUGGGGAGACUCAUCAAGAGCGGGACGCUGGAACAAUUAUGAAAGUUGUUGCUGCACAAACUAAGGCAAUUGCAGAUAAGAUAAAAAAAACUGGGAUAAUGUUGUCCUGGCUUAUGAGCCAGUUUGGGCUAUUGGAACCCGACAGGUUGCUAUCCCGGCUCAGGCUCAAGAAGGUUAUAGCAAGUAAUGAGAAUGAGAGGACCCUGUUCCAGAAGAAGAAGAACAACAAGACUCAAGUGGAGAGAGGAUAUGGGCACAAUUUUCAUGUUGAAGAUCUUCCUCUUCAUCGUCUUCUUCAUACACAUCCUCCUUAUAUUCAGCAGUACUCCCAGAUUUAUAGCUGGGAAUUUCACCACCCCAAGCUUCAUACACUUAGCAUCAUGGAUUCUUUUUGUAGCCAGAUCACUGUCAAUGUGAAGAAAAGAAAAAGUGGUGUGAGCACUUGA
This is a messenger RNA of Lactuca saligna, 537 nucleotides long. Lineage: Eukaryota; Viridiplantae; Streptophyta; Magnoliopsida; Asterales; Asteraceae. The record is from the annotation of a GenBank genome assembly.